Molecule: messenger RNA, 756 nt
Organism: Colletotrichum graminicola M1.001
Lineage: Eukaryota; Fungi; Ascomycota; Sordariomycetes; Glomerellales; Glomerellaceae
Product: ubiquitin carboxyl-terminal hydrolase, family 1
Exons: 1
Coding region: 1-756 (251 amino acids)
Biological process (GO): ubiquitin-dependent protein catabolic process; protein deubiquitination
Cellular component (GO): cytoplasm
Molecular function (GO): cysteine-type deubiquitinase activity
Source: RefSeq, a predicted model, not a curated record
AUGCCAGCAGACGGUGUCUAUUACUCCCCGACGGGCAAAAAGACAUUUAUCCCGCUCGAGAACAACCCCGACGUCUUCACUUCGCUCGUGCACGACCUCGGCGUGUCGCCCUCGCUGGGCUUCUUCGACGUCUACAGCCUCGACGAGCCGGCCCUCCUGGACCUCGUGCCGCGGCCCGCGCUGGCGCUCAUCUUCAUCGCCCCGGCGCCCAUGUACUAUCAGGUCCGAGCCGCCGACGGGACCAGGAUCGCCAAGGAGGACGGGGUCACGUACAGGGGGGCCGGCCCGGGCGAGCCGGUGACCUGGUUUCGUCAGACGAUCGGCAACGCGUGCGGGCUGUACGCGCUGAUCCACGCCGUCGGCAACGGCGAGGCGCGGACGUUGGUGACGGAGGGGUCUCUGCUGGACGGGCUGCUGAAGGAGGCGGAGCCGCUACGGUGGGAGGCGAGGGCGGACGUGCUGUACAAGAGCGAGGAGCUCGAGGAGGCGCACAUGAAGGCGGCGCGCAAGGGGGACACGGCGCCGCCGCCUGCGGAGGAGCGCCCGGGAUACCACUUCAUCGCCUUCGUCAAGGGCAAAGACGGCCAUCUAUGGGAGUUGGAGGGCGGGUCGGACGGGCCUGUCGAUCGGGGCCUGUUGGAGGAGGGCGAGGAUAUGCUGAGCGAGGGGGCGUUGGAGAAGGGCGUCAAGAAGUUCUUGAACUAUGCCGACGGGAACCUGGAGUUUAGUAUCGUUGCAUUGGCCGAGAAGGAGUGA